This is a messenger RNA of Malus domestica (apple), 601 nucleotides long. Its product is annotated as heavy metal-associated isoprenylated plant protein 34-like. NCBI's taxonomy places the organism in Eukaryota, Viridiplantae, Streptophyta, Magnoliopsida, Rosales, Rosaceae. The record is from RefSeq and is a predicted model, not a curated record. Gene Ontology annotation, molecular function: metal ion binding.
CUCUCUCUCUAAAAAAAUGAGUAAACAGGAGAUGAUGAAGCUUCAGACCUGUGUUCUCAAGGUUAAUAUUGACUGUGAUGGAUGCAAGCAUAAGAUAAAGAAAUUGCUGCAGAAAAUCGAUGGUGUGUACACAACAAGUAUAGAUGCAGAGCAUAGCAAGGUGACUGUGACAGGGAAUGUUGAUCCAUACACAAUCAUCAAGAAACUUGAAAAAAAGGGGAAACAUGCAGAACUCUGGGGAGGUUCAAAGGGUUCAAAUUUCAAUCAAGCCCAGCUCAACAACCAGUUCAAGAACAUGGCUAUGCCGGUCCAGAACGCGAAAGGCGGUGGCCACCAGCAACAUCCACAAAAGGGCGGAGGAGGCCAUCAGCAACAACCCCAAAAGGGCGGAGGAGGUCACCAGCAGCAACACCAACAGAUGAAAGGGGGUAAUGGUAAUGUUAUGAAGGCGCCUCAGAAGGACCAGAAGUCUGUGAAGUUCAAUCUGCCGGCGGAAGGGGAGGAAUUUGACGGUAGCGAUUUCGAUGAGUAUGACGAUGAAUUUGAUGAUGAUGAAUUCGAUGAUGAUGCCGAUGAUGGGUGGUAAUAAUGGCCAUGGACC